GCUUCACUACAACGUUUUCUGUUGCCUGUAUCACCUGGAAAAUUCGCCCUGUAGCACACCUAUCACCAACCCUGGAUUACCCAGCAGUGAAAGAGGGCUUAGUCCUGACUUACAACCUACCAGUGAACAACAACAGAUCUUGAACCACGCCCUUACACCUGGAGAGUGGGUAAAAAUUGUGGCUUUUGCAGGCACAGGGAAAACGUCCACUCUGAUCCAAUACGCCCAAAAGUGGUCCCACCUUCGUUUCUUGUACUUGGCGUUCAACAAGACCAUCGCAGACCAAGCGUCCCAGCUCUUCCCGGACAACGUCACCUGCAAAACCAUCCACUCCUUAGCUUACGCGGAAGUUGGCAGACAUUACCGACGAAAACUUAACCUGGGCUCGCUGACCUCCUACCUGGUCAGCUUCGUCCUCUCCAACCGCCAGGGCCAGUCUCCGUUCAUCAGAGGCAAGUCGGUCGUUCAGACCCUCGCCGCCUUUUUCGCUUCAGCCGAUGUCUCCAUCGCUGUGGACCACACGCCCAUCUGGUGCAAGAACAACCGCGGGGAAAAAGUUCUGGUCGAGCCACGCGAAAAGCAGAUCAUUGUGGAAGAAUCAAAACAAAUAUGGAGCAAGAUGCAGACGCUGAGCCCAACCAGGGAAAUGGCGCACCGAAUGACGCACGACGGUUACCUGAAGCUUUGGCAACUCCAGAAGCCUUUGCUUUCCGGCUACGAUGUCAUCUUGGUGGAUGAGGCCCAAGACUGCACCCCCGCUGUUAUGGACAUUGUCCUCUCGCAGCCAUGUGGUGUGAUCUUGGUGGGAGACCCACACCAGCAGAUCUACACCUUCCGGGGUGCUGUCAACACACUUUCUGAAGUGCCCCACAGCCGCAUCUUCUACCUGACACAGAGUUUUCGCUUUGGCUCCGAAAUCGCUUACGUUGGCGCGACCAUUCUGGACGUCUCCAAGGGAGUCCGGAGGAAAACGCUGGUGGGGAACAAACAGGAAAGUGACGUCAGUGGGGUCGGCGUGGAGGGGAAGGUGGCCCACUUAUCCCGGACCAACAAAACUGUCUUUGAGGAUGCUGUGAAACUUACCCGUGGAGACGCACCUGCUAAGAUACACUUGCUCGGGGGACUGAAAGUUUUUGGCCUUGAGAAGAUCCGUGAUCUCUGGAAGCUCCUUCAUCCGGAAUUGAAACUCGAGAUAAAGGAUCCAUUCAUCAGGAGGUGGGCUGAGAAGGGCUUGGCCAGCAUCAAGGACUAUGCUGACAAAGCAGAAGACAAACAGCUGGAAAUAAAAAUUGCAAUUGUGGAGAAAUAUCGGGAUCGUAUUCCGGAGCUGGUGAAGAGAAUAACCCGAUGCCACGUCUCGGCUCCAAAGAAAGCAGAAGCCGUCCCGGAAGAUGAGUGGAACUUGCUGUACGUCGCGGUCACACGAGCUAAGAAGCGUCUCAUCCUGCCCAGAUUUCUCGCCGAUAUCCUAAAAGUGGCCAAGGAAUACUACGUACGGUUUGAACUCGCCGACAAAGUGCGCGAAACAACAUCGCUUUGGUGUUCGGAGCACGGCUGCUGCAACGCCAUCCCGGCGGAUUCUUUCCUAAUCCCGAAAAGGACGAAGUUUGUUUACACGGACGGCACCCAAACCCCCGAGGGAUUACUUUGUCCUUUUUGCACCACGUGGACCCUCGGCCCCAUUGCACAGCUGACAGGCUCUCCCACGAUAGUGGAGGAGGCUGCCUGUCCCCCAGAAAUCAUGGAGCUUCCGCCCGCGGUUCGCCUCCUUCUCGAAGUCCUCUGA
Molecule: messenger RNA, 1786 nt
Organism: Protobothrops mucrosquamatus (brown spotted pit viper)
Lineage: Eukaryota; Metazoa; Chordata; Lepidosauria; Squamata; Viperidae
Gene: FBH1
Product: F-box DNA helicase 1
Exons: 14
Biological process (GO): double-strand break repair via homologous recombination; replication fork processing
Cellular component (GO): nucleus
Molecular function (GO): DNA binding; ATP binding; 3'-5' DNA helicase activity
Source: RefSeq, a predicted model, not a curated record